GGAACUUUUCAUGCUGAAACGUCAAUCAUACUCUUUCGCGAGUUAUACUUCAGUCGCUCGCGCGAACUGGAACUUUUCACGCCAAUCAUACUCUCCCGCGAGCGCACGGAACACAGCAACAGCGUUCGUUCCGUUAACAACGGAUGGCCCGAAAUGCAGCUCACCUGGCUGGCCGAAAUUGUCUUUUAAACUUGUAAACGGUGGGCGGCUUGAAACCGCCUGUGCUGAAUAACGUUGGCUGUUCCGUUCUCCCCCUCCGCGCUCAGGAUCCCGGAAGUAGCCGAGUGAGAUCAUGAUGGCAGGUGAGAGAAACCCUGCGUCGUGUUACCUGGAUGAAAGGACCUUCCGGCUUUGCUGUCAGCGCUUUCUCCAACACUCUGAGACCAUCCAGGAUGGCUGGAGCUGGGAGCAGAUCAAGGGCACUGAUGAAGGCUUCAUGAAGAAGACUGUUCUCAUCCCUGUAAAGCCAAGCGUUUUGCACAAACAACAUGAGUGUUCCAUGCAGGAUGAAAACAUGGCGACAGAUGAUAUCCAGGCAAACGUUGAGGAUGAAAUGGCUGGAGUUCAGGCAGUAUGUGAAAUUCACGCUGUGCUGCGCUAUGAAUACCACAUUCUGUAUUCUUGCAGCUAUCAGAUCCCCGUCCUCUAUUUCAGAGCCUCCACGUUAGAUGGGCGACCCCUGUCUCUCGAGGAGGUGUGGAGCAAUGUUCAUCCGAACUAUAGACAGAGACUACAGCAGGGACCCUGGGACACACUGACCCAACAGGAACAUCCUUUACUGGGCCAACCAUUUUUCAUGCUUCAUCCAUGUCGCACUGAGGAGUUUAUGAAACCUGCUCUGGAUUUGGCACAAGCUGAAAACAAGAGGGUGAACUAUAUCGUGACUUGGCUCAGUGUUGUUGGACCCGUCGUCGGACUGGGCGUCCCUUUGAGCUACAGCACCGAGGUGUCUGCUCCCGACUGAAGCGCCUCUGCUUUGACCUGCUGUGAUCUUCCUGUCUGUCUCAGACUCCACAGACCCAGAGGACGUGCAGAGGACAUGCUGAGGGUCUCCGAGGGGCCAAAGACGCUUCAGAAGUCUUGUUAGCAAUGCUUGAGCAUUCAAGACAGCAAGUCUUUAAGUUCACAAGUUAGCUCUUAAUGUUUAAAUAAAGUGCACUAAAAUAAUUC
Messenger RNA from Sinocyclocheilus anshuiensis, 1170 nucleotides. RefSeq names its product ubiquitin-like-conjugating enzyme ATG10. Gene Ontology annotation, biological process: protein modification by small protein conjugation; autophagosome assembly; autophagy of mitochondrion. The coding region runs from base 293 to 964 and encodes 223 amino acids. The transcript is spliced from 8 exons. The record is from RefSeq and is a predicted model, not a curated record. Gene Ontology annotation, molecular function: Atg12 conjugating enzyme activity. Gene Ontology annotation, cellular component: cytosol. Lineage: Eukaryota; Metazoa; Chordata; Actinopteri; Cypriniformes; Cyprinidae.